AUGGUGGAUUACCACACCGCUGGCCAGCCGACGUAUCAGUACGGGGGCAACGGGCCCGGCAUCGGCGACUACAUGGCUCAGGAGGACGACUGGGACCGCGACCUCCUCCUCGACCCCGCCUGGGAGAAGCAGCAGCGCAAGACUUUCACAGCAUGGUGCAACUCCCACCUGCGGAAAGCCGGCACGCAGAUCGAGAAUAUCGACGAAGACUUUCGCGACGGCCUCAAACUCAUGCUGCUGCUGGAGGUCAUUUCAGGGGAGCGAUUACCAAAACCGGAGAGAGGGAAGAUGAGGGUGCACAAGAUCAACAACGUGAACAAGGCCCUCGAUUUCAUAGCGAGCAAAGGAGUCAAGCUGGUUUCCAUAGGAGCCGAAGAGAUCGUUGACGGCAACGCCAAGAUGACCCUCGGCAUGAUCUGGACAAUCAUCCUCCGAUUCGCCAUUCAGGACAUCUCCGUGGAAGAGACCUCGGCCAAAGAAGGCCUGUUGCUCUGGUGCCAGCGGAAGACGGCUCCCUACAAGAACGUCAACGUGCAGAACUUCCACAUCAGCUGGAAAGACGGCCUUGCUUUUAAUGCCUUGAUCCACAGACACAGACCAGAACUGAUCGAAUACGACAAGCUCAGGAAGGACGAUCCAGUCACAAAUCUGAACAAUGCCUUUGAGGUCGCGGAGAAAUACCUCGACAUUCCCAAGAUGUUGGACGCCGAAGACAUUGUGAACACAGCCCGUCCGGACGAGAAGGCCAUUAUGACCUAUGUCUCCAGUUUCUACCAUGCCUUCUCUGGCGCACAGAAGGCCGAGACGGCCGCAAACCGGAUCUGCAAAGUGCUGGCUGUCAACCAGGAAAACGAGCACCUGAUGGAAGACUACGAAAAGCUGGCUUCGGACCUGCUGGAGUGGAUUCAGCGCACCAUCCCCUGGCUGGAGAACCGCGUCCCCCAGAAGACCAUGCAGGAGAUGCAGCAGAAGCUGGAGGAUUUCCGCGACUACCGGCGAGUCCACAAGCCCCCCAAGGUGCAGGAGAAGUGUCAGCUAGAGAUCAACUUCAACACGCUGCAGACCAAGCUGCGGCUGAGCAACCGGCCCGCCUUCAUGCCCUCCGAGGGGAAAAUGGUCUCGGACAUCAACAACGGCUGGUCCCACUUGGAGCAGGCGGAGAAAGGCUACGAGGAAUGGCUGCUGAAUGAGAUCCGGCGGCUGGAGAGGCUGGACCACCUGGCGGAGAAGUUCCGGCAGAAGGCCUCCAUCCAUGAGUCCUGGACCGAAGGAAAAGAGGCCAUGCUGAGGCAGAAGGACUACGAGACGGCCACCCUGUCGGACAUCAAGGCCCUGAUCCGGAAGCACGAGGCGUUCGAGAGCGACCUGGCGGCCCACCAAGACCGCGUGGAGCAGAUCGCGGCCAUCGCGCAGGAACUCAACGAGCUGGAUUACUACGACUCCCCCAGCGUCAACGCCCGGUGCCAGAAGAUCUGUGACCAGUGGGACUCGCUAGGAUCCCUGACCCACACCAGGAGGGAGGCGUUGGAGAAAACAGAGAAGCAGCUGGAGACCAUUGACCAGCUCCACCUGGAAUACGCCAAGAGGGCAGCGCCCUUCAACAACUGGAUGGAGAGCGCCAUGGAGGACCUGCAGGACAUGUUCAUCGUCCACACCAUCGAGGAGAUUGAGGGCCUGAUCGCCGCCCACGACCAGUUCAAAUCCACCCUCCCCGACGCGGACAAAGAGCGUGAGGCCAUCCUGGGGAUCCAGAGCGAGGCGCAGCGGAUCGCAGACUACAACAGCAUCAAACUGUCCGGAAACAACCCCUACACUUCGGUCACGCCGCAGAUCAUCAACUCCAAGUGGGAGCGGGUCCAGCAGCUAGUGCCAAAGAGGGACCACGCCCUCCAAGACGAGCAGAGCAAGCAGCAGUCCAACGAGCACCUCCGCCGGCAGUUUGCCAGCCAGGCGAACAUCGUCGGGCCCUGGAUCCAGACCAAGAUGGAGGAGAUCGGGCGCAUCUCCAUCGAGAUGAACGGCACCCUGGAGGACCAGCUGAACCACCUCAAGCAGUACGAGCAGAGCAUCGUGGACUACAAGCCCAACAUUGACCUCCUGGAGCAGCAGCACCAGCUCAUCCAGGAGGCCCUCAUCUUCGACAACAAGCACACCAACUACACCAUGGAGCACAUCCGUGUCGGGUGGGAGCAGCUGCUCACCACCAUCGCCCGGACCAUCAACGAGGUGGAGAACCAGAUCUUGACCCGGGACGCCAAGGGGAUCAGCCAGGAGCAGAUGCAGGAGUUCCGGGCCUCUUUCAACCACUUCGACAAGGACCAUGGCGGCUCUCUGGGACCCGAAGAGUUCAAAGCCUGCCUCAUCAGCUUGGGAUACGAUGUGGAAAAUGACAGACAGGGAGAUGCAGAGUUCAACCGGAUCAUGAGUGUGGUGGACCCCAACAACAGCGGCGUCGUGACCUUCCAGGCCUUCAUUGACUUCAUGUCGCGGGAGACGACGGACACUGACACGGCGGAUCAGGUCAUUGCCUCCUUCAAGGUCCUGGCCGGAGACAAGAACUACAUCACAGCCGAGGAGCUGCGCCGAGAGCUGCCCCCGGAUCAGGCCGAGUACUGCAUCGCUCGCAUGGCACCUUACCAAGGGCCCGACGCCAUCCCCGGAGCCCUCGACUACAAGUCCUUCUCGACGGCGCUGUAUGGAGAGAGCGACCUGUGAGGCUGAGAGGGCGGCGGCGGCAGCAACUGCAAGCGCUGGCGCUUUGGGGAGGGCAGGAGCCAGAGUUCGAUCUCCCCACCACGCAAACACACACACAGUCUCUCUCUCUCUCUCUCUCUCACUCCCUCUUUCCGCAGGGGCCCCCGGCCUCCUACUCUUUUCUGUCUUUUCUCUCUGAGGACAGCAGUCUGCCUCCACGCUGGGCGAAACCUGGGAGCUGGCCUACGAAACUCUUUUCCUCGCUGCGCUAUUCUACGAACAGUUACCUAUGCAACGGCCUCGCCUUUCGCCCUCUGUUCCCGGCACCGAGCUGCAGGGGGGCGCAAGGCUCGAUUCCCCCUUCCCACCCCACUGACCAUCCUUACUUUGCCUUGCUUGGGAAUGGGGAGGGGGGUAGACAAGGGAGGGGGGGCAAAGAGGAGGUGAGGCGGGCGGGAGUCCAGUGAACGUGGGGGGUUUUCGUUUGAGUGACCGAAUCCUGUUCAGACCGCUGUCGCUCUCUACUCUUGGCUGGGUACGUCGUUCCGGAGUUGAGUUCUUUCCUCCCCUGGGCUUGCCUUGUUCCCCCCCCCCCUUUUUCCAAUUUUUUAAAAAUUUAAGCCUCGUUCUAGCAGAAAUCCUAGCAGUGGGGGCGGGUGUUGGCAUCACCCAGGUUUGGAAGGAAAGCUAGGGCCGCCUCCUGCUCCGGGCACAGAACCGGGACGCAUCCGUUGUUCCCGCGCCCCCACGGACCUUUCCGCCAGCUGUCCCGGGGCAGUGUUCGGGGAAGCCUUCCUGGCGUGGAUUCCCUCUCUCGCCCCAACCAGGGAAGAGAUUCUAAUGGGCAUGCUGGCUCGAUGAACCAAGCGCCAGGCCGGCGCUCUUACCGGGUCACCCAGGGGAGGGUCCAUGUGCCAAGACCCACCCACCCCGGCCUUUCCAGGCCAACUCCUUGGGCUCAGCGCACGCCCUUCUAUGCACAUCCGUUGCACAGCCUUCUUCCCCCUGCCGGGAUGAGUUGGCGUCUGAUUCGGCGCUGGGGAGGGAAGAGAGGUGAACCCCUUGCCUGCCUCCCUCUUUCCUUUCCGCAGGCCAGGGAUGCUGCGGUGGAGGCAGGGCCUUUCCUGGGACGUCUCUCGCUUCCGGCUUUUCGCUUUCUGCUUACAGGGGAAGCAGGGAAAGGCACGCCGGCGGGGGGGGAGGCCUCUCGCUCUUACGUAACGGCCUCCUCGGCCAGCUUCUUUCCGACCGGUUCCGGGCUGCAUCCUCCCUUCCUUCCCACGGUUCACCUUUGCACAUGGUUUAGAACACACGAUUUCUCUCAGCAAUACCGACAACACAAAAUCAAGGGCAGAACACCAAACGGGUUCAUUUUACAUACAAGCAGAAUCAUGGGCGCCAGGGGCUGGGCCGAGGGGCGUCCCGUUUCCCCCCUCCCCUAUUUCCAGUAUCUUGGGGCGGGGGGGCCCUCUUGCUGGAAACGAAGGCUCAGAAGCAAGCAGCGUCCUGAAUGGAUUUGUCUUGGUUUUUCUGUUCACGCGCACCCUUUUAUACACGGUGGGUGGUAAGCGGG
Messenger RNA from Gekko japonicus, 4267 nucleotides. RefSeq names its product actinin alpha 4 (gene ACTN4). NCBI's taxonomy places the organism in Eukaryota, Metazoa, Chordata, Lepidosauria, Squamata, Gekkonidae. Gene Ontology annotation, cellular component: plasma membrane; cell projection; cell junction. Gene Ontology annotation, biological process: actin cytoskeleton organization; muscle cell development. Gene Ontology annotation, molecular function: calcium ion binding; actin filament binding. The record is from RefSeq and is a predicted model, not a curated record. Bases 1 to 2715 code for a protein of 904 amino acids. The transcript is spliced from 21 exons.